AUACUCAUGCCUUGUCUGACCAUGACAUACUCUACUUCCCCGUAGCUACAGGGCUGGACCCGAUGCUGACACAAUUACUCACUGAGCCCUAGAGUUCUCUUGGAGGCACUUCACAGUACUAUCGUCUUGAGCAGCAAUCAACACCUUCUGAGCCCACAAACGUCACUCACCAGCAUAGCAAAAUGUUCGUCUCAAAUUUUGUCCUAGUCAUCUCUGCACUCAUAUACGGAGCUGCAGCCAAUCCCUAUCAACUUCACCCCACUGUCAACUCAGGCUCAUCACUCGAGGCAUUCGAGGCUGCCGAGUACAAGCUGGCCUGGCUGAUCGAUAGCAAGAAUUACACUGCCUUCGGCGAGGUUCUGACCAACGACGUUGUCUACGACAGCACCGAUCUUGGAGCCUAUGGCGGCAGGUCCGAGGGACUUGAGCAGACUGUAGCUGCUAUUCGAAGCGCCAGUGCUGGAGCAAGAGUGUCCCACAUCGUGACCAACUCCCUCGUGUUCGAUGCGAUCACUCCGACAAAGUGGAGGACGGACACCUAUAUUACCUGGUCCCACUGGGUAGAGGAUGCUCUUGACGACAUCACGAAGACUUUCCGCAUCUUCUACAGAUGUGACGACAUCUGGGUAUUACAGAACGGUGCUUGGAAGCUGCAGUAUAGUAAGGUGUACAAUAUGGGAUACGGAGCUGAAGCACCGUUCUAUGGGAAGAAGAGUUGAUCUUCGGACGGGUGCUUGAUUCCGACCUUGGGUUCAUGAAGACAGCAGUGGUAGGCAUCAGAAAAAACAAUUGGCUUCGUCAAGGUCGUACGUGUGCAGCGGAACAUUCUACGGUAUCGGAUGACUCGUCAGUACCAUGAUAAUAAAUGAUGGGACUCUCCAGAACGUGUCGUCAUCUGUGUUGAGUUUGUGCCUAU
This is a messenger RNA of Aureobasidium subglaciale EXF-2481, 916 nucleotides long. RefSeq lists its product as uncharacterized. Bases 183 to 719 code for a protein of 178 amino acids. NCBI's taxonomy places the organism in Eukaryota, Fungi, Ascomycota, Dothideomycetes, Dothideales, Saccotheciaceae. The record is from RefSeq and is a predicted model, not a curated record. The transcript has 3 exons.